AAGCUUUAGCAAGAUGAAGGGUAUUAAACAGCUUCUACAGCCUGUCUCUUGACCACGGAUGUAGCAGGACUCAACUUCUAUCAAGCCCACUGGCCUCUGUGUGAGGCUUCGUUGCUUCCAGGUAAGAUAGGCCAGACUCAAACAUCACUGUGGUCCAUCUCUAUAAAUCACACCUUUUGCUGACUGAGCAAAAUAUUUCGCUGAUGUUUUCAAUGAUUUUCUCGCAUGCUCUGGAACUCGUGUGUGCUGUGCACACAAGAUCACUUAAUGGGAAUUAAUUACCUGUAAUCACAUUUUUGUCAUCCUUUUUGCUUAAUCAGUAUCAGGUGGGGUUAAGCAUGUGCCUAUUUUCCACCUUAUGAGUAUUUGAAAAUGAAGGAGGGAGAUUUAUACUGUUCUGUUUAGUUAAUCUGACCUAAAAUGCAAAAGGUUACCAGAUGGUUGUGAGAAUACUUCCAUUACUUUCAGUUGAAAGACCCAGGGCUUUUUUUCAACCAGAACUUGCCCAAAUUCAGUUCCAGCACCUGUCAGGUGGGUGCCAUUGCCAUUAUAAGAGAACAAGGGAGGUGUUCAUGUGCAUUCCGGCACCUCUUUUUCUAGAAAAAUAUCAUUGGCUAUGGGAAAUCAUUCCUUUCUUGUUUUUCUGUGGUUGUUCGGAUAAAGGAUAUGGAAGUCAGUUGAAAAAGUAAUAGAUCUGUGCUGUUAUCAUGUAAACGUUUCCUUAAAAGAUAGGAUGCUGUUUCUAAUCAAAUUAGCCAUGUUUUACUUAAUUUCCUAACCUGCUCUAUCUCCAAGAGCUUAAGGCACCUACAGUCCUACAAAAAUGUUAUUAUAAAUAUUCUAUGCCAAAUAAAUCAUAGGAUUAAAUAAUAAUAAAAAUUAAAACUGGGUUUUUAAAAAUAGCAAAGAAAGGAAAGGAAAUCAAGUCUUAAUUUAUCCCUGCAUAGAUGUGAUCUCUAGUAUGCACCCUCACUCCCUUUCAGGCAGUUUGUAGUAUGUAUUGCUUCCAAUCCCAACAGAAAAGAAGUGAAGAAGACUCUGAAAUAAUUUUGCAGCUGUUCUUUCCACUCUUCCUUCUUGGUUUUAAUGUUCCUGGCAAUGACCCAUUUAUUCCACUUCCUUUGAUGUUUUUUUUCUUAAGACUCUUGCCUCAUAGAAUCUGGAGUUACAAACUUAUUGGAAAAUCUCAGUUUUCAUGUGUAAAUUUUAAAAGUAACAAAACUACUUCUUAGCCUUUUGAUCUAAAGGUCUAUUUCCUGCAAUGAUUGACUAAUUCCUUAGAACUCGGCUUGCACCAGUAUUCUAGAAAACAGCCAGUUUGGGGAUGCAAGUUUCAACCAGAGUAGCAAUGGGCAGGACCUGCUUUCAACCCCCGCUUCCUAGAACCACUCUCACCCCUCCCCAACACCUUUUUCCUUGAUGGACGGAUCCAGCCUCUGAGCCUGGAUGAGGUAGACCAGGGAAGGAGUCACGUCCUCUAUCCCAAGCGCCAUCCCUUUCUUUCAUCCAUCUGUCCUUUCUUAACAUAUUUAUCCACUGCCCUUUUGCCCAAUAAUGUGCCCCCCUCCCAGGGUAGUAAACCAAACAAAUCAAGCCUAAAUCUCAAUAAAAACAUGCAAACUUAAAAACAAACCUAAAAUAGCAACCAAAAGCAUCCAAAAAUAACAGAAUAAAGUCAUGCAAUGACAUUCUCAGAUACUCUGGCCACAUAGACAUUUGUACGUUGCUGGUUUUGCCUGGUGUUUGAAGGAGGGAGCCAACAUUUUCUUUUUGAGGAAUGCUCCUGUAAAUAAGGCAGGGACGCGGGUGGCACUGUGGGUUAAACCACAGAGCCUAUGGCAUGCCGAUCAGAAGGUCGGCGGCUCGAAUCCCCGGGACAGGGUGAGCUCCCGUUGCUCUGUCCCAGCUCCUGCCAACUUAGCAGUUCGAAAGCACGCCAAAGUGCAAGUAGAUAAAGAGGUACCGCUCUGGCGGGAAGGUAAACGGCGUUUCCAUGCACUGCUCUGGUUCGCCUGAAGCGGCUUAGUCAUGCUGGCCACAUGACCUGGAAGCUGUACGCCGGCUCCCUCGGCCAAUAAAGCGAGAUGAGCGCCGCAACCCCAGAGUCGGUCACGACUGGACCUAAUGGUCAGGGGUCCCUUUACCUUUUACCUGUAAAUAAACUUUUGUCCAGAUGAACAAAGAAAUUGGUUGCUGGGAGUACAGUGGCCCUAGUGAGCAGUAAUGUAUCAAUGUAAUUUAGUUUUUCUUUCCCUUGUGUCCCAGGAGUUGAUUACCACUUAGGCAUGGCAGAGCGGCCUCAGGUACUGUCCCAGGAAACUCUAAACCAGAUGGUGUCCUCAGAGGGCACGGACUCUGGCCAUCCGAAGGCAGGGCCACUCUCUCCCCCCCUGCACUCCCAGUCAACAGAUAUGGCACCCAAGCCACUACUUCGCUUGCAGAGUAUUGAAGAAGGGAAAGCCCCCUUUCCACCAUCCCGGAGAAGCUCCAUCAUGAGCAUCCUCAAUGCCCCCUUUCCCAGCAGGAGGAACUCGCUGGCUGCUGGGGGAAGGCGGCUCUCCAUUGGACCCUGGAUGCAUUGCGGCCGAGUGAGUUUCUCUGGGUUACCACUCUUUGAGCCCAUGCGGGAGACGCACUAUGAAAAUAGCUACAAGACGAAGCCAGAUGAAGGCUGCAAAUUUAAUGCCUCCCAAGUGCAGCAUGUUCUUGAAUCUGUCCUAGCCACCUACCUAGGGGAUGCCAAGUAUAACCCUGCAAACAGCGGGCAGGUGGCCAAGAACCUGUCAGACCUCAUCCGGAACAGAAUCAAAGAGCUGAUCCCACCUCGCUACAAGCUGGUGUGUAACGUCUUUCUGGGCCAACAGGCCAACCAAGGUCUGCGCAUUGCUAGUCAAUCCCUCUGGGAUGUGGAGAAUGACAGUUUUGCAUCUGCCACUUUCACUAACUCAUCACUCUUUGUUGUGGCCACAGUUCAUGGACUCUAUUUUGAAUGA
Molecule: messenger RNA, 2993 nt
Organism: Podarcis lilfordi (Lilford's wall lizard)
Lineage: Eukaryota; Metazoa; Chordata; Lepidosauria; Squamata; Lacertidae
Source: the annotation of a GenBank genome assembly